Molecule: messenger RNA, 953 nt
Organism: Pistacia vera
Lineage: Eukaryota; Viridiplantae; Streptophyta; Magnoliopsida; Sapindales; Anacardiaceae
Exons: 7
Coding region: 38-928 (296 amino acids)
Source: RefSeq, a predicted model, not a curated record
GUUUCGGCAACUUAGGACUGCUGUGGCCUUCUCAGUUAUGUCAGAAGCUCCUAAAAGUUUUGCUGCAUCCAGAGGUCAUGGUAAAGUAGGACCAGAUUACUUUGGUUACUAUACAUGUGAAGUAAAAGAGCUCUUAUCACAAGAUGAAGAUUUCCUGCCUUUUACUGUACAAACCCCUGAAAUGAGUAAAAGAAAAUGUGGCGAGGUCAGAGGCCAGGAUACAAUUGAUGGUAGAGGUAGUGGUGCUAGUUCUUCUUUUAGUGACAGCAUUGGAGCUGGGCUUUCAGAUUUCAAAAAGGAAAGAUUGAAGUCAUUACUAAGGCAGGGUGUGUUUGAUCUCACACCGGAAGUUGAUGAGAUGUUGGAUCCUGUUAUAGCCAUGUGUCAGUUACAAUCUCAAAUCAGAAAUAAGAAGUCUUUAUCAAGUGAUAUUGGUACAGCAUCCAAGGGUCAUGCAGUGGAAGUUCCUUUUAAGAAACAUAAGACAUCUUCUUCCUUCUCCUCAACCAGCAUCCCUGCACAUCCCAAUCCCCUCAAUUCUGAAUCUUGUAAAGAGGUGGAUGGUGAUUUGCAGUUCCUUCUAGAGAAUGACAGCUUGCAGGUUGAGGAGAUGUUGAAAAAAUAUUUUGAUGAACUCUCAGCAACACUAGGGCACAUGGAACAACAGCUUGAAGAACUUCUUAAUGCUGUGGUGUCAAAGUGCAGACCUAUGACACUUUCUGAGAAGCACGAGCUUCGGAAAAUGAUUCAAAAGCUACCGCCGAAUAACCUUGACCGUGUCGUUGAAAUUGUCCGACAUAAUAAAUCGGCAGAACCCCAAUCUUCUGAUGAAUAUUUUGUUGAUUUAGAAAAAGAGGAUAAUAUAACACUUUGGAGACUGUAUUACUAUGUUAAAGCAGUUCAGAAAGCUAGGGAGCUCUUAGCGUAGCUAACUCUCUUAAUAGCGAUGUCAU